Messenger RNA from Lotus japonicus, 2178 nucleotides. RefSeq names its product soyasaponin III rhamnosyltransferase-like. The transcript has a single exon. The record is from RefSeq and is a predicted model, not a curated record. Gene Ontology annotation, molecular function: UDP-glycosyltransferase activity. Lineage: Eukaryota; Viridiplantae; Streptophyta; Magnoliopsida; Fabales; Fabaceae. The coding region runs from base 396 to 1952 and encodes 518 amino acids.
CUAGUUUCUACAAAUAACCCAGCAAAAAAUGUUCAAGGGUUGACUUUUGAAACAAACAAAAAAAGACAAAAAUAAAAGAAGCAAAACUAGUAACAUUGGUGUGAGAGAGCAGAUAUUGGAAUUUAUUCUCUCUGUUUUUCUCCACACACAGAUACACAAAUUAUGACUAAAUUACAUAUUAGGAAAGUAUAAAUUAAUGUUUCAAUCGAAUAUAUAUUCACAACCCAAAUUCACUUACACCUAGUGAGAUAGAGUAAGAAGCAAUUGAUGUGAUAGGAAAAAAUAAGAGAUAAAAUGAAAAAAAAAUGACAAAAAUAAGAUAGAUGAAAAAUGAAGUGUGAAUGAAUUAAAACGUUUGAUUAACAUCAAAUAAAAUAGCAAGCUGCGUGUUUCACAUGCCACUGCGAUCCAAGUACUUUUUUUUGUGGGGUAAUCAACCUCUUCAUGUUGCUGCAGAUCCAUUUUUGCCUAUAAGACACAUGACAUCUCUUCCUUGUGAUCCAAAUCCUCAAAAGAAAAAACCAUCCAUGGACUCUGCAUCACUUUCAUCCAAUGACAAGAAACCUCUUCAUAUUGUCAUGUUCCCAUGGCUAGCCAUGGGUCACAUGUUUCCCUGCUUCGAGGUUUCUAAGAUUCUUGCACAAAAGGGUCACCAUGUCACCCUCAUAUCCACUCCUUCAAUCAUAGAUCGCCUACCAAAACUCCCACAAACGUUAUCACCAUUUAUUACACUCACCAAAUUGCCUUUAUCAUCCCACAUAGACAAAAACCAUCUCCCACAUGAUGCAGAAUCCACCAUGGAUAUUCCUUCCAACAAGCUAUACUACCUCAAGUUAGCCUAUGAUGGUCUCCAAGAACAUGUAGCUGAGGUGCUCAAAACAUCAAAUCCUGACUGGGUUUUCUAUGAUUUUUCUGCUAGCUGGAUCCCACAUGUAGCAAAGAGCCUCAACAUUCCAUGUGCCUAUUUCAGUCCCUGCCCUGCAUGGAGCAUUUGCUUCUUUGACACCCCCACACAACAACUUGGUGAUGUUGCUGCAAAGAGAAUCAAUGCUGAAGAAUACUAUGGCCCUCCCCAGUGGGUUUCCUUUCCUACAAAGAUUGGUCUAAGACCUCAUGAGGUGAAGAAAUUGCUUGAAGACGUGAAACUCAAUGAAACAGGGGCUUCCCCUGUUUUUGAUCUGAACAGAGCAAACUCUGGUUGUGACAUGUUUGUUAUCAGAAGCUCCAGGGAUCUUGAACCAGAGUGGUUAGAUUAUCUGGCUGAAUUCUACAACAAGCCUGUGAUUCCUGUGGGGUUGCUUCCACCAUUAGUACAAGUAAGAGACUCUGAUGCUGAGGAAGAUAACAACCCUGAUUGGCUUCAAAUCAAAGCUUGGCUAGACACACAACAAGGGUCAUCAGUGGUGUACAUUGCAUUUGGGAGUGAGGUGAAUCUGAGCCAAGAAAACCUCAAUGAGUUGGCUCUUGGCAUUGAGCUUUCUGGGUUGCCUUUCUUCUGGGUUCUGAGGAAGGGCUCAGUGGAGUUACCUCAUGGAUUCGAGGAUCGGAUUAAGGAUCGUGGGGUUGUUUGGAAAUCUUGGGCACCCCAGCCUAAGAUCUUAGCUCAUGGCUCGGUUGGUGGUUGCUUGACUCACUGUGGUUCUGGUUCAAUGAUAGAAAAUCUCUAUUUUGGACAUGUUCUUGUUAUGCUGCCCUUCUUACUUGACCAAGCUUUGUAUUCCAGAGUAAUAGAAGAAAAGAAAGUGGGAAUUGAGAUACCAAGGAAUGAGCAAGAUGGGUCGUUUACAAGGAGUUCGGUUGCCAAGGCAUUGAGAUUAGCAAUGGUGGAUGAAGAGGGAGGUGCUUACAGGAAGAAUGCUAAAGAGAUGGGUAAGAAAUUCAGUAACAAGGAGCUGCAUAACCUAUACAUUGAAAACUUCAUUGCCUCCCUUCAAAAGAACAAGCACAUAUAAAGUAAACAUGUACAAGUUUUUCCAUAUCACCUAAUAAAAGAGUCAAUAUUGGUUUAUGCAACUGAAAUUGAGAUUUUUGGCUGAGAGAUUAAGGUUUCAGAGUGUUUUGGAGUAUUAGACUUGUUAGCUGUAGUUAGUUUGUUAACCAUUGAUCGGUUAAACUUGUAACUACACUUGGUUUGAGACAUGCUUCAAGAAAAUGUGGUUUCAUGAAUUUUCUUCUUCA